This is a messenger RNA of Hippoglossus stenolepis (Pacific halibut), 1416 nucleotides long. RefSeq names its product retinoic acid receptor alpha-A-like. Gene Ontology annotation, biological process: regulation of transcription by RNA polymerase II; cellular response to corticotropin-releasing hormone stimulus. The record is from RefSeq and is a predicted model, not a curated record. Bases 310 to 1086 code for a protein of 258 amino acids. NCBI's taxonomy places the organism in Eukaryota, Metazoa, Chordata, Actinopteri, Pleuronectiformes, Pleuronectidae. Gene Ontology annotation, cellular component: transcription regulator complex; nucleus. Gene Ontology annotation, molecular function: nuclear glucocorticoid receptor binding; RNA polymerase II cis-regulatory region sequence-specific DNA binding; nuclear receptor activity. The transcript has 5 exons.
AAAUGCUUGGCCACCCUUUGUUAGAAACCCUUUUCAUUCCAUGUGAGUUUGCAGGCCUGAUUAUGAAACCGUUCUCUCAAAGUGUGUCGUGCUUCCCAUGACAAGUGAAACCUUUUUAAUGAUGAUUUAAAGACUUGACGGAGCAACCUUCUUGUUCUUGAAUCGAAUUCCUGCCCAAAUUGAUAAGAUACGUCUUCCUAUCAUUACCCCCCAACAUCAGUAGUGCGAAAUGACAGAACGAAAAAGAAGAAGGAGGAGAAGAGGCAGGGGGAGGCGGAGAUCUACGUUCUGUCAGCAGACACAGAGCAGAUGAUUGAGCGAGUGCUUCAGGCCCAUAAGGAAACCUUUCCCUCCCUCUGUCAGCUGGGAAAAUACACCACGGCCAACAGCGCAGAGCACCGUGUUUCGCUGGAUGUCAGUCUUUGGGACAAGUUCAGUGAACUGUCCACCAAAUGCAUCAUUAAGACAGUGGAGUUUGCCAAGCAGCUGCCAGGCUUCACAACGCUCACCAUCGCUGAUCAGAUCACCCUGCUCAAAGCCGCCUGCCUCGACAUACUGAUUCUGAGGAUCUGCACCCGCUACACCCCAGACCAGGACACGAUGACUUUCUCUGACGGUUUGACUCUGAACCGUACCCAGAUGCACAACGCUGGGUUCGGACCUCUCACAGACUUUGUAUUCUCCUUCGCCAACCAGCUGCUGCCGCUGGAGAUGGACGACGCAGAGACAGGAUUGCUCAGCGCCAUCUGCCUGCUGUGUGGAGAUCGUCAGGAUCUGGAGGAACCAGAAAAGGUGGACGUUCUUCAGGAGCCUUUGUUAGAAGCCUUGAAGAUCUAUGUGAGGAGGAGGAGGCCUGAUAAACCCUGUAUGUUCCCCAAAAUACUGAUGAAGAUAACUGACCUCCGGAGCAUCAGUGUGAAGGGUGAGACGCACACAGAUGCUGAUGCAUGUGACAGUGCAGAUAUUGUAAAAUUCUAUAACAGGACAUUUAUGUUUAACAUGUUUACAUUAAAGUCAGUUCUAUAUUUGCUUUUUCUCCCUUUUUUGCUACAUUGUGUUUUAUUGAGUAGCCUUUCUGUUUUAUGAUUUACAAUUUUUAAUGUUUUUUGCCAACCCUGCACUCCCCCCAUGAUCGUGAUAAAGUCAUUAUGAUGUAAAUUCCACAACAUUAUUACAUUUAAUACAAUGACUGUCAUUAGAAGGCUGAGUUUUUCAUUUGAACAAAAAAAACAAGACUUUUCAAUUCACAAAUAAUUUCAUCAUUUUCACUUUUUCAAUGUCUUAUCACUGAUGCGUUGUCUUCAGUGAUGCAGGAGUUUACCCAUUAAGGUUUUAAUGUGAAACUUCUCUGUAGAAAGUGCUUGAUUAGAUUAUGGUGAACUAACAAUCAUCUAAAAAACAGCAAAGCAGAACCCU